Molecule: messenger RNA, 978 nt
Organism: Adineta ricciae
Lineage: Eukaryota; Metazoa; Rotifera; Eurotatoria; Adinetida; Adinetidae
Source: the annotation of a GenBank genome assembly
AUGAAACUGCUUUUCGUAGCAUUACUCUUUUUGUGCGUCGCUUGGUUCGCCUAUGCUUAUGAAUGUUACAUAUGCAAUAAUCUAAUGAUUGGUGCUUGCGGUGAUCCGUUUGACAACUCGAAAAUUAGCAACAGUUCCAUAGUGGAAAUCGAAUCUUACGAACGCUGUGCGAAAUCUAAAAUUGGUACUGCUAUCAGAAGAACCAAAGUUAACUCCACGGAGUGUCCAGGCACUAAAAAUGGAUGUGAACCUAGAAUGGAUGAUGGUGUGAAAGCUAUGCUCACGUGUAGAACGAUAGCAAGAUUUAUCUCCCGAAUGUUUAAUUUCUACAUUCCGACUGUACUCAUUGGUUGUAUUUCAAUAAUUAUUUGUGAUCCUAAUUGCGUAUACAAAGUCGACGAUGGAUUGACCUUAGACACUCGAACAUUGGGCUUUACAGAUGGGAAAGGUCCGAAAUAUAAUCAUAUUUCGAAUGCAGCUACUACAGCAAAUACUUUCAGUUGGAAUGGAUGUUUUUCGUAUUCUACCAAUGAUCAAGGCAACUGUUCAGAUGCUGCAGCAUGCUAUUUUGAUGCAACGCAGAAUAAAUCAAUUCUCAUCGCUAAGCAAGAUUCAGCUGAAUUUAAACAUAACCAAGGCUCAUUCGUUCUUUCCUACCAGUCUUCACAUGGAUAUCUAACAGUAUUCUUAAACUGUCGAGAUGAAGACGAAGACUCAGCCAUCGGCCAACAACACGAUGCGUCAACUUACAGUAUUCAUAUUCAAUCUCGCUGCUGCUGUCCAGGAAUGUGUCACUAUCCCACUCAUUAUGUCAAUCCUAUCAUCAUUGCAAUUAUUAUAAUUAGUAUUUUCAUCCUCGGACACAUAGUUGGCGGUAUCCUCUUCGUCAAACAUCGACCAGAUUCGCUGAAUCGUUUUUCAUUUGCGAAUGUGAUAUCUUAUCUCCGACAUCGAAAUAGCAAUUAUCAACAAGUGUAA